UUGUCACCAAAUAAGCAACAAAUAAGAAAGUUACUGGUACUUACACCGACUGGGUCGUUAGUGGAAUGACAGUUUCCACCUUUUUAACCUAACGUUAAACUGUUGAGUACGCUGAUCCUGAUUAUGAUGAACUUCAGCACAAAUGCCCACUGCGGUGGUCACACUAGCAAAGAAAAUAUUCCACCUUCAAGCAAAACAGAUGCCCUGCAGUUCCAGCGGACCAAGCAGCGGACGGUGCUCGGUGUUUUGCCAGAAAAUGAGCAGCGUGGUCGAUCUCUCAGCCAGGGAAGCCAAUUUUCCAAACAAAGUUCGAUCUCAGACAACUCCCAGUUCGCCUUCCUGGGCUGUCCCUCCAGUUCCAGCUAUGAUGUGUACGUCGAAGAGGCUUGUGAAGUUGUUCUUGCAGCUUCCGGUCAAGAAGUGGUCUCAAACAGCUAUUACUUAGAUACAGAAACCGCUGCUCUGCAAAAUCAAGAUUUGAGACUCCUGCUGGAACUGAGUUUGAAUUCAUGCCAAGAUGCUUCUAUGCUGUCUGAACCAGAUGAAUCACUGACGUCAGAGGAGGUGCUGUGUGUUUUUGAGUAUGCGGAGGACAUUCACCGGCACUUGAGGGAGAGUGAAAUGAGGUUCAGGCCGAGGCCAGGCUACUUGGAGCAACAUCCAGAGAUCACCAAGUGCAUGCGAGUCAUCCUGGUGGACUGGCUGGUGGAAGUCGUCCAGGAAUACAAGCUUCGCUCUGAAACUCUGCACCUUGCUGUCAACUAUUUGGACCGCUUUCUCUCUUGCACUGCAUAUGUAAGACGGGGAAAGUUGCAACUGGUUGGCACAGCUGCAUUAAUGAUUGCUGCAAAAUACGAGGAGAUCUUCCCUCCUGAGCUGAAUGAGUUUGUGUACACCACAGACAGCACCUACACGAAGAAGCAGUUGAUCCGGAUGGAGAAUGUUUUCCUGAAAGUGCUGGCUUUCAAGAUGGCAGCACCCACCGCAAACCAGUUCCUUCGCCUUUUCAUUUCCAUACACUCUGUCUGUACCAUCACAGAGAACAUUGCCCUGUAUGUAGCAGAGUUAAGCCUGCUUGAAAUUGAUCCAUUCGUACAGUACACCCCAUCGACAGUGGCAGCAGGAGCCUACUGCCUAGCAACCUACACUGUAAACAAAUCUCUCUGGCCCGAUUCCUUACAUGCCUUUACCGGUUAUACCAUGGCUGAUAUUGUGCCCUGCCUGACUGACCUCCACAAGCUAUACAUCAGUGCAGAGAGUCGCCCACAGCAGGCCAUCAGGGAAAAGUAUAAGACCUCAAAGCAUUGUCAUGUUUCAGUGAUCACUCCACCUGCUGUUCUGCCUUUCCUAUGAAUCACUGCUCCACCCUUCUUCUGACGCUUCUGCCAAAACAUAAUUAGACUGUGAACAAAACAAUCACAGCUGAUUCUACCACCAAGCUCUUAUAUGCCAUACCCCUCUGGACAUCACCUUGAACAUUUUUUUCUUAUAGUUUAUGCAAAGACAAUAAAUGAUUAAAAAAACAUA
Molecule: messenger RNA, 1527 nt
Organism: Dicentrarchus labrax (European seabass)
Lineage: Eukaryota; Metazoa; Chordata; Actinopteri; Moronidae
Gene: ccna1
Product: cyclin A1
Exons: 9
Coding region: 124-1353 (409 amino acids)
Biological process (GO): mitotic cell cycle phase transition; regulation of cyclin-dependent protein serine/threonine kinase activity
Cellular component (GO): cyclin A2-CDK2 complex; cytoplasm; nucleus
Molecular function (GO): cyclin-dependent protein serine/threonine kinase regulator activity
Source: RefSeq, a predicted model, not a curated record